AACGUAAUGACGUCCUUUUGACAUUUGCUAGUUAUUUCUUCAAUAUGGUUUCUUCAAGAUUUCAAAUUGUUUGAUAGAAUUACUCCAAGAUACGUCAUAAUAGAAUAUACAGGAUAAACUAAAUGAUUAGUGACGUAUUAUUGGUUCACAUGCCUGAAUAUUAACAUCCUUCUUGUCUAAUGACAUACUGUAUUUGAUAACGCACAACUUACUGGCAGCGACAGAAGCUGUUGCUUAUAAAGUUUCACACGCGUGAGUGUGAUAGGUCUAAUGUUUUCAACAGCGGCCUAGCUAAGACGGCAAUCAUGAUCAAAAUCAUGACUUUGAAAACACUGGCAAUAUAUGUUGUGCUGUUAUCCACUAUCAAAUAUUCAAAUAGCAGACGUCAUUGGUUCUUCGGUAAAUCAAGUGUAGUCUGCUAUGAUGAUAUUGGCUGCUUCGAUAAAGGUUCCCCAUUUUACGACAUGCCAGAUAGACCAAUUAGUUACCUCCCGGACACUAGAGAUCAAGUAGGAACCAAAUUCCUUCUAAACACUCGACAGAACCCGACCCAUUACCAACAACUAAAAACUAACGAUCUGUCCACGAUUACCGGAUCGUUUUUCGACCCUUCUCUGGAGACGAAGAUUAUGACGCACGGGUUUAUGGAGUCGGGGAACGUUUGGUGGCUAGAGGACAUGAUGACAGAGUUCCUAAACAAUGGAAAUUUCAAUGUCAUCCGAGUCGGUUGGGGGCCGGGUGCGCGUGAAUUGUACGGCCAGUCUAGUGCCAACACUAGAAUUGUCGGAGCUGAGAUAUCAUAUCUGCUUGACAAAUUUAAGGAAUUAUAUGGCUACACAGCGGAUAAAGUACACGUGAUUGGUCAUAGUCUUGGAGCCCAUGUUGCCGGAUACGCUGGCGAGCGUCAACUUAACCCGAAACUAGGAAGGAUCACAGGAAUGGAUCCGGCAGGACCGUAUUUUGAAGGCAUGGAUAUUGUUGUGCGUCUAGAUCCAACGGAUGCAACUUUCGUGGACAUAAUUCACACUGACACGGAUCCGAUAUACACGUUUGGGUACGGGAUAUAUGUGCCUGUUGGACAUAUGGACUUUUACCCGAACGGCGGGUUCGAGCAAACCGGUUGUGACCAAGGUCUUGUUUCUGGUCUUAUUACAGAGGGCGGUAUAUACGACGCCGGUGUUCAAUACGUUGCGUGCAAUCACGUGCGUUCAUACGAGUACUUCACUGAAUCAAUCAACACAAAAUGUCCAUUCAGGGCGUAUGAAUGUACGUCAAAAGGGUACGGAAAGAGUGGCUACGAACACUUCUCACGCGGCGAGUGCUUCGACGGAAGCGACGGCGUCCGGCUUGGUUUGGACUCGAUUAAACAUAAGCCUGUCGGAAGUACAGCUAAUGUAAUUUACUAUUUGGAGACAGUCGGAAAAUCAUCAUACUGUGGCUACAAUUUCAAAUUUGAAGUAUUUGUGGAUGAUCCUGGCUGGAUAAAAAGCAGUACUGAAAAGGGGAGUUUAUAUGUAACACUCAUGGGAUACAAGGACCAGUCUCAAAGGAUUCUAUUGACCAAGAAAUCACAGGACCUGAAACCAGGGGAGUCUUACACCUUUGUAGCGGCAUCAGAUGUGGAUCCAGGUGCGUUAUCCGGUGUCUUAUUUGAGUGGGAGUACGAUCCAGAUUGGUAUAAGCCUUGGGAUUGGGAUGUGUGGACUAACCCAGAGAUUUAUGUUCACCAGAUUAUUAUCACUAAUGGAGAAGAUUCUAAAAGUGUUGUCAUGUGUGGUGCUAAGGAGGACAAGAUCAAAGCGAAUGAAGACGUUGUUGCCUUAUUCCCUGUCACAAACUGCGACAAUUUCAUAUAAUAUGUCCGAUGUAUUAGCUUCAAUUUUUAUUCAAAAUGAUUGUCAUUGGACUGGUGAACUGCGACUGACUCGGCAAAUGGACACCCCUUGAUGAAUCCAUAUCAUUACACAUCGAGUAUUUUUAAAUCUAAUUAAGUUUAGGCCUAUCAAACGAUUGAUUUGCUAACGUUGUGACAAAUUUCUCAGCAUUAAUUUGAAUAAACAUAUUCUACUUUUAUUUUUAAGUGUUUGUCAAUCUAUUAUGCAAUGAUAUUGUUUGUCGAUUAGAUAUCCACAUUAUUGAUAUAUAUAAGUACGUCUUUUCCCACAAGUACUAAGAUCAAUUAGAUUUUGUUUAAUGUCACAUAAAACAAGAAAAAGUGUAUUAACCGAUGAUGGUGACGUUUUACGUAGAAUAAUGACGAUUCAAUAAUGAUUAUCAAUGAUUAUGAUGAUAUUUAUUGUGAUGAGCAGGAUGAUGAUAAGAACGCAAUUCAACUUUUUACUCUUUCAUACUU
This is a messenger RNA of Anneissia japonica, 2353 nucleotides long. RefSeq names its product pancreatic triacylglycerol lipase-like. The transcript has 9 exons. Gene Ontology annotation, biological process: lipid metabolic process. NCBI's taxonomy places the organism in Eukaryota, Metazoa, Echinodermata, Crinoidea, Comatulida, Comatulidae. The record is from RefSeq and is a predicted model, not a curated record. The coding region runs from base 306 to 1856 and encodes 516 amino acids. Gene Ontology annotation, molecular function: protein binding; triacylglycerol lipase activity.